Molecule: messenger RNA, 3816 nt
Organism: Xiphias gladius (swordfish)
Lineage: Eukaryota; Metazoa; Chordata; Actinopteri; Istiophoriformes; Xiphiidae
Gene: rps6kal
Product: ribosomal protein S6 kinase a, like
Exons: 22
Coding region: 411-2621 (736 amino acids)
Biological process (GO): protein phosphorylation
Molecular function (GO): ribosomal protein S6 kinase activity; ATP binding; magnesium ion binding
Source: RefSeq, a predicted model, not a curated record
AUGUCAUAGCGCAUCAAGUCACACCACGCCACCCUGUCCUCCUCUCCCCCUCCUCGCUAUCUAGAGAUCCGCUGCUUUGGUUUGGACGGGGGAAAUCCUUAACUGAAUUGCGUCAUAAAUACGUCAAUAAACUCUCAUUCACUGACGAUCAGGUAACACGGUAGCCGCCAUAUUCGCAUCUAUGGCAGGGUAGUGGUGUACUCUGUGAGCGUAUGGUCCAGUCAUCGGCAUCAACUAUUCCCCACACCGACCCCCCGAUCCCAUCCUGAUCCCAUCCCGCAGCCACACAGCUUGCAUCUGAUCAUCAAAGCAGAACGGCCGGACUUCCACAGAGGGGAAGCCAUGCAACGUGGAGCGGGGGUCUAGGUGGACUACGAUGUCUUAGACUUAGAGAGAAAUCCUGGCACAAGAUGGAGGUAAACAGCGUUAGUAGUGAGGUCAAUGGACAUCAGAUCAUGGAUGAGCCCAUGGAGGAGGGAGAGUCUUUCUCACACUGUGAUGACGGGACAUAUAAGGAGAUUCCUAUCACCCACCAUGUGAAAGAGGGCUGUGAGAAAGCUGAUCCAUCUCAGUUUGAACUGCUCAAAGUCCUCGGCCAGGGCUCUUUUGGCAAGGUAUUUCUUGUCAGGAAGAUCCUGGGUCCAGAUGCUGGUCAGUUAUAUGCAAUGAAAGUUCUAAAAAAGGCAUCUUUGAAAGUCAGGGACAGAGUUCGCACUAAGAUGGAGAGAGACAUUUUAGUGGAAGUCAAUCAUCCCUUCAUAGUGAAAUUGCACUACGCCUUUCAGACAGAAGGGAAACUGUAUUUAAUACUGGACUUUCUCAGGGGAGGGGAUGUAUUCACUCGCUUAUCCAAAGAGAGAGUAAAUGUGUCCAGUUCUUAUCAGGUUAUGUUUACAGAGGAAGAUGUGAAAUUCUACCUUGCAGAGCUGGCCCUGGCCCUUGACCAUCUGCACAACCUGGGCAUAGUUUACAGAGAUCUCAAGCCAGAGAACAUCUUACUUGAUGAAGCUGGACACAUUAAGUUAACAGACUUUGGUUUGAGCAAAGAGUCAGUGGAUGCUGAUAAGAAGGCGUAUUCCUUCUGUGGUACGGUGGAGUAUAUGGCCCCUGAGGUGGUCAACAGGAGAGGACAUACACAGAGUGCAGACUGGUGGUCUCUGGGAGUACUUAUGUUUGAGAUGCUAACGGGGACAUUACCAUUCCAAGGGAAAGACCGUAAUGAGACCAUGAACAUGAUUCUCAAAGCUAAGUUGGGAAUGCCCCAGUUCCUAAGUUUGGAAGCCCAGAGUUUGCUGAGAAUGCUGUUUAAACGAAACCCUGCUAACAGACUAGGGGCCGGGCCCGAUGGAGUGGAGGAGAUCAAACGCCACGCUUUCUUUUCCACCAUCGACUGGAAUAAACUGUACAGGAGAGAGCUCCAGCCCCCUUUCAAGCCUGCAGCAGGAAAACCAGAUGACACGUUCUGCUUCGACCCAGAGUUUACCGCUAAAACACCUAAAGACUCCCCAGGUAUCCCGCCCAGUGCUAACGCCCACCAGCUCUUCAAAGGCUUCAGUUUUGUUGCUCCAACCCCUAUGGAUGAGAACAAGAGCUCCCCACUGCUCAGCAUACUCCCUAUAGUUCAGAUGCACGGGGGCUCGGCCAAGUUCUCUGAUCUGUACGAGCUGCAAGAGGACAUAGGGGUUGGCUCUUACUCCAUUUGUAAACGCUGUGUACACCGAGUCUCUGCCAUGGACUAUGCUGUGAAGAUUAUAGACAAAAGUAAGAGGGACCCCUCUGAAGAGAUCGAAAUCCUGAUGCGAUAUGGACAGCAUCCCAACAUCAUCACUCUGAAAGACGUGUAUGAUGAGGGCAGGUAUGUUUACCUGGUGACGGAGCUAAUGAAGGGAGGGGAGCUACUGGAUAAGAUCCUCAGGCAGAAGUUUUUCUCUGAGAGGGAGGCCAGUGCUGUGCUCUACACCAUCACCAAGACUGUUGACUACCUCCACUGCCAAGGGGUGGUACACCGUGACCUGAAGCCCAGUAACAUCCUGUAUAUGGACGACUCGGGGAAUCCUGACUCUAUCAGGAUCUGUGACUUUGGAUUCGCCAAGCAGCUUCGGGGGGGCAAUGGCCUUCUCCUUACCCCCUGUUACACCGCCAACUUUGUGGCACCAGAGGUACUAAUGCGUCAAGGUUAUGAUGCAGCCUGUGAUAUAUGGAGUCUUGGAGUUCUACUGUAUACGAUGCUGGCAGGGUACACGCCGUUUGCUAAUGGGCCAAACGACACACCAGAGGAGAUUUUACUCCGAAUAGGGUCUGGAAAGUUCUCUCUGACAGGUGGUAACUGGGAUACUGUAUCGGACACCUCAAAGGACCUGCUGUCCCAUAUGCUCCACGUGGACCCUCACCAGCGAUACACAGCAGAGCAGGUUCUAAAGCAUUCCUGGAUCACCUGCAGAGACGCGCUCCCACACUUCCAGCUCACACGCCAUGAUGCACCACACCUCGUCAAGGGAGCCAUGGCUGCCACCUAUUCAGCACUGAGCCAGAAGACAAGUCAGCCGGUGUUAGAGCCCGUGGCAGCGUCCAGUCUAGCGCAGAGACGCAGCAUGAAGAAACUCACCUCAACAGACAUGUAGACAAACACCGCUCGCCCUCCAGUCGUGACCUCACUCUCAGUCGGACUCUCAUACGCAAACGCAGAUGCGCACACACACAGACCGAAGUCCUGGCCAGUCAGACCUACUGUCUCCCUUUUUAACCUAUUUAUUUAACAUGCCCAAGAUAUGCACUCACACCCACCUUACAUGCACGCACACACUGGACGAGGAUGCAUUGUGAAGAAGUCAGCUGAAGAGGAAGAGGGGAAACUCACAUAUCUGUUACUGCUGGGGAGACAGACUUGUAUUUAUUUCCACAGCUUUCAUAUGCACUUGCCCUCCUCGCCUUUCAUUCUUUCUUCCUCGUAUGUGGAAGAAACGCACCAGCUGAUGUUCUCCUUCACUGUGAUUGGCUGAUUCAGAGCUGCUUUGGUAAACUGUGGCCCCCCCACUGCUCUUCAUCUGCGCUCUGCUAUCCUCAUCCUCCUCAGUUCUCUCUCCUUCCCUUGAUUGCUUUUGCUGUCUUAACUUCUUUCCUUCAAGUGAAGUUAUGGUUUAUGUGUGAGGGUGUUGACAUGAUGAUAUUGACUGAGGGACAUUGUAAGACUGUUUCCUCUCUUAAAGAUAAAAAGAUAUGAUUCUGCUUGUGGCGGAAUAAAAAAGUCCCUCAGAAUCAAAAUCAUCUGCCAGCACUUUUAGUAACAUAAAUGCAUGUGUGGACACGACCUGUAUUUCUUUUCCUUUAAAAUUCACCGCCUGACUCAUGUUACUUUGUGACGCUAACGGUGUAUCAAAAAAGGUAAAAUAAGCUGCAGAUGAACGAAAGAUAAUGUCUAGAGUUCAAAGGUGAAACAAUGUGGUAUCGAUAACAGAAAUUUUAGUUUGCAAACAAUAUAUAUAUAUAUUUUAUAUAUAUAUAUUAUAUAUAUUAUAUAUAUUAUAUAUAUAUAUAUUAUAUAUAUAUAUAAAUAAAUAAAUUUAAAAAAUAUGAUUAUGAUGAUGAAGAUGAAGAGCAUGUGGGGGAGCUGUAGGGAUUUCUCUGGGGGGGACGGGACGCACCCCGUCAAACCAGAGAGGCUGAAUUUUAGAAAAAAAAAAAGAAAAAAAAAUUUCCAUGGAUAUCUCUUCAAAAAGACAUUGUGGAAAUUGUAUGAUAUUGUAUUUAUUUCAUUUGAUUUUUAAGAUUCUAUUUUUCUUUCAAGUUCUGUAUAUAUUGACAUUAAAGAUCAUUAUU